Molecule: messenger RNA, 1136 nt
Organism: Cydia splendana
Lineage: Eukaryota; Metazoa; Arthropoda; Insecta; Lepidoptera; Tortricidae
Exons: 2
Coding region: 95-781 (228 amino acids)
Source: RefSeq, a predicted model, not a curated record
AAAAAUAACAUCCGGACAGAUGCGUGACAUAAUUUUAGUAUAAAAGCCGGGUUUUAAUGCUAGUAUUUGCCAUAAUUAUACAAAAAUAGCCACAAUGAUUGCUAAAUAUUUGUUAGGAUUAUUCUUAUGUCUGCUAAUCACAGUAAAUAUAGCUAGCGUGGCUGCUUUUAAACUUAUUCCGAUGAAAAUGAAUAUCAGAGACAUCUUUUAUGAAGAUACCGUUGAAAUCUCCGAGGAAAUGUCUGAAGAUAUCUCUUAUGAUAGUAGCGAGGAAAUUACCUACGACAACACUGAUGACUUGAUCAUAAGAAUGAUCAGCGGGAUGAUUUAUGAACAAUCCACAACAGAUUCAUAUAAAAAUACCAAGGCGGUUACGAUCAAAGGGACUACAAAGGACUCCUCUAAAAAGCUUAAGGGCGUUGUCUCCGGAGAAACUGCAGAAAAUUCCUCCGGUAAGUCCAAGGAGGUUGUUACACAAAAUUCUCUGGGAAAUACCAACAAGGCUGUCUCUGGAGAAACCGCAGAGAACUUAUCCGGUAAGAGCAAGGAGGUUGUCUCCGGAAAAUCCACAAAGGACACCAAAGGUUCCACUAAAGUCAAGAGAGCUGUCUCUGGGGAGACCGAGGAGGUUUCCUCCGGAAUGGUCAGGCAGGAUGUCUCUGGAGAAACCGCAGAGGAUACCAAGAAGACUAUGAGGAAUAUCUCUGGAGAGACAGCGGAGAACUCUUCCGGAAAAUCUAAAGAGUCUUUCUCUGGAGAGACCUCAGAAGAUAAGUAUUAAGAGCUGAUGCCUCCGGAUCGUAGAAGACAGCUCUCUAAUAAAACUAACUAGGGCUAUUAAUAAAUGUGACCCGAAACUGUUAUAAAGUAGUAGUUUCUUCUAAUUAAAAUGUAAUUUUAGUAUCUGUUACCUUAUCAUGUAGGUACAGGUAGAGUCUGUUCGGAAAGAGAAGAGUCGUGGAAUGUACGCGAGUAUUGGGCCCCAUACAUUCCACGACUCCUCUCUUUCCACACAGACUCUUAACUAUUUAGAGACUGAUAAUUUUUAACUUGUCAAUCUUAAAUUCGUCUACUUUAUAUACCUAGUUAAUACAAUUAAAGUUACCUACCAAUAAAAAUAAAUGUCUUGAAUUUUU